Nelumbo nucifera (sacred lotus) is the source of this 1497-nucleotide messenger RNA. Lineage: Eukaryota; Viridiplantae; Streptophyta; Magnoliopsida; Proteales; Nelumbonaceae. The record is from RefSeq and is a predicted model, not a curated record.
CUCUCUAGGUUACUUACAGUCUGUCGUUAUGUGAUGAUCUGUGGACUGGUCUCCCAUCGUCUCAAGCAUUCUCACCGCCUUCUAGAAGCUCUGCCCUUUUUUAGAACUCCACUUUUCUCCAUCAAUCAACCUAUUAUAAAUGGGUUAAGAGAUCUAACCACAGAGUAUUCAGUGUCUUCUAUCUCUCUUCCCCUCUUUCCCUGCUUUUCUGCUGAAAGCAAACUGGUUCUCUUCUGACAAAUCCUGAUUUUAAAUGGUUCUUUCUAGUCGUCCAUGAUGGAUCUGAUUCCAUGCCUUCCGGAUGAGAUCGCCCGUGAAUGCUUAACCCGCGUUCCAUACACUCACUUCUGCACUGUCUCCGCGGUUUGUAAAGGCUGGAAAGAAGAGCUUGAGUCGGUGCAGUUUCACCAACGGAGGAAGUCCGGUGGCUUGAGCCGGCCCAUUGUUGUUCUCACACAAGCUGAGCCAGACCGAGCUUUAGGCGCGGUGAAGUGCGCAGCUGCACAUGCUUACCGUCUUGCGCUUCUUGAGCCUGCUACAGGCGCGUGGGGUAAGCUGCCGCCGGUUCCGGGGUUUUCCGGGGGGCUGCCGUUGUUCUGUCAGUGCGCCGGGGUUGGCCGGAAGCUGGUGGUGAUUGGCGGGUGGAACCCGACGACUUGGGAGGUGUCGAAAGCUGUGUUCGUUUUCGAUUUCGUGUCCGGCGGAUGGCGCCGUGGGGGGGACAUGCCGGGGGCCUCACGAUCGUUCUUUGCUUGUGCGUCGGAUUCCGAUCGGAUGGUUUUUGUCGCCGGAGGGCAUGACGAGGAGAAGAAUGCACUCAAGUCCGCGAUGUUGUAUGACGUGGCGAAGGAUGAAUGGACCCCACUACCUGACAUGGACAGGCAACGGGAUGAGUGCAAGGGGAUUUUCCACGCUGGCAGGUUCCUCGUCAUAGGUGGGUAUUCUACGGAGAUGCAGGGACGGUUCGAGAGGAGUGCAGAGGCUUUCGAUGUUGCCACGUGGCAGUGGGGCCAGGUGGAGGGGGACGUCUUGGACAUCGGUUCGUGUCCGGGGACUUGCGUGGUAGGGGGUGAAGGGAAGCUGUACAGGUGUAGGGCAGGCCACAUGGCGGUAUCAGAUGGUGUCACAUGGCGGUCCGUGGCAGAAUUACCAGCUGACAUCCGCGUGUCACCAAAUGUGGUGACAUGGCAAGGCAAGCUGUUGGUGAUUGGGAUGGCCAAGUGUGGUGGGCCCUACGGGGCGUACGUUCUGGAGUCGCCGCAUUAUACAUGGAGAAAAGUGAGGGUGCCGGAAGAAUAUUCCGGCCACGUUCAGGCGGGGUGUUGUUUGGAGAUAUAAAAUUUUGUAAAUAAACAAAUAAAAAAAGCAUUUUUGGUGCUUGGCUGAGAUAUGAAUGCGAUGGCAUGAGUUGUUAACUUAAUUUGUUUAGGCUGCGUUUGAUCUUAGUGUAAAGUUUUUACCUGCAAACGAUCAGUUUAAAUAUGGUGAACCGUUAAA